AUGGUUCAACAAAAGAAUAGGCCGUAUCAGGGCAGUUCAACCCCAAUGUCUGACAAGCCCAUGAGCGAUUCACUUCGAGCAGCGCAGGUAAUAUUUCAAAAACAUUCUGACCAACCGGGACAAUCGAACUCUACAACUCCUACUAGUGCUGCUGCUAACGGUAAUUUGAGUAGUGCUAGUAAUAUAAGACGUGGUAGCUCUCAGUCAAUACCUGCUAAAGUUGCUGCUACUGUGGUUAAGAAUAGAACAGUUACACCUCCUCCAAAGAAUUCUAGUAGUACAAGUUUUAAUCACCAUGAUUCGCCUCCUCCUCUGAAUGAGCAAGCCCAUGCAGCUGCUCUUUUGGCCCUUUCUGCCUUAAAUUCUGGGAAUGACGAUGAAAAUAAUCAUCAUGGUAAUCAUACUGGGCCUAGUGAAUCUGAGAAACCGAUGCCAGCAGCUGCAAAACAAAAGCAGUCCCACUUAAUACCAAAUCAAAAUCUGGCCCAUUUGUACAGGGUUCCGUCAUCUCGUAACAGUUCGACUGUUAAUGUAGCGACUUCGAAUCCUAAUGGUUCAAUAAGUCUAGAUGACCUACCGAGGUUAGAAGUUUCGAGAGACGCACACUCACCUAUUCAUAAGAGUACAGCAACGACACCCUCAAGGCCUAAUUUAUCGUCAGCUUUAAAUGUGAAUGGAACUUCAAAGGCUAAUACCAAUGCCAAUAAACAACAGCACACGGAACAGCAAUCAUUAUUAUCACCAUAUGGAAGAAGUCCCACAGAGUCACAAAAGCAACCUUAUAGACAACCUGCUGAGCAGGUUAAGCAACAAUUAAAAGAGAUUCAUAAACAACCACAACAAAAUUUGCAACAGCAUCUGCAACAACAUUUACAGUCACCACCAAGACCGCCUUCGGCUCACAGAGUAAUGUCUACGCCAAUACAGUUACCUCAAAGAUCGUUACAAGUACAAACGCCGCAACUGCAGCAUCCUCCUCCUCCUGAGGAGCAAACACCGUUACAACCUAACCCUCCGUUAACUCCACAUCCUUAUUCUUCACCAAUAAUGUCGCAUGAUUUCGAGCAUCAAUCUUUGACGUUGACGCCGGCAAGUCAAAAUUCAAACCAACAGCUACAGCAGCAGCAACAGCAGCAGCAACAACCUUCUCCCGGGAGACCAAUUUCAAGAACUCUAACUGGUCGCGUACCGCCACCAAGAAUUUAUUUAAGCUCAUCUGGUGACGAAGGAACGACGGAUUGUGCAGCUGAUAAUGAAACAGAUGCUACAAGUGAAAGGCCAAUUAGAAGAAAGCAAGUACUAAGACGUGAUUUAGAUGAAUCGUCAUCCUCAUUCAUUUCAAGUGAUUCGCCAGUUUCUUACGGUUUAGAAAAUUCUUCUUGGGAAGAUCCAAGACAUGCGACAGUGGAUACUUUUGGUGACGGAUUAGAAAAUGAUGAAAUUGAUGACAAUAAUAUUAAUGAAGAUGAUUAUGAUGAUUAUGAUGAUUACGAAGAUGAUGAGGACGUAGAUGAUGAAGGUAUUGGUGAAGGAUAUAGUUUGCCGCCCAAGAUAACAAGAGUUCCUUGUGAUCAUUAUGAUUUUCCAGAGACUGCUUCAUUACCAAACAUGGAUAAUAUAAGUACUUCGGCAUCUACCUACAGUGCUGGUCAAACCUCAGGUGGGCCAAUUACAACGAAACCAAAGCGUGUCCAACUAAAACCUGCAGUGCAUCAUAAAAGUGUUGCUAAGACAUCACAACCUCAAUCUCAAUUACCGCCCCAGUCGCAGCAAACACCACCACCAUUGCAAUCUCCCACACAACUGCAGCAACAACAACCGAAUAUCAAAUAUCAAGGAACGCUACCGGAUUUGAUUCCCAACCAUACAAGAAGGACCAAGAUGGAGAAACUGAAGAGUAGAAUUUUCGGAUCACAUAAUGGUAGAAGCAAAAAUACUAGCCCAUUUGAUUUCUCCACAGACAGGACAAGUGUCACUUCAGAUCCGGAAGGCCAUGCAGUCGUGAAGACGAAUCAAAAUAUGAGAUUUAAGACUACGAUGCGUAAGGACGUUUACGAUGGAGCCUAUAAGGAUGGAAAAUAUCACGAUCAAGGAGAUGAUGUAAAUAAAUCUCCUAGACACAGGUACGACUCUGAUUCGGAUGAAGAUAGCGAUUCCUCCACGGAGCAUAGAGAGGAAAAGCCUAAUAGGAAUAGAGGUAUUGGUAUUAGAAAGAAGUUGAAGCACACGGCAGCAGUAGUUCCUUACUCAGAUCAUUUACUUCACAUGGAAAGUCGUCAUACACCAAGGACUUUUAAUGAGGAUAAGCCAUGGAAAUCCCACAAUGACGUUGGUUUCGUUACUUCGCAGGAAAGAAAAAGGUAUGAAGGUAUGUGGGUCAGUAACAGAUGCAUGUAUUUAGAUCUGCUGGAUUGGUGGGAGGCCGUCCUAGACGGUGAUAACCACGUAAACGUAGAUUUACCAGAUGAUGGUCUUAUGUUGAAUUUGGUGGUUAAAGACAUCUGGAGCAGAUCUAACUUGUCAGUGGAAUUACUUUUACAAAUCUACGAAAUGGUGGAUUCUCGUAAGGAUGGGACUUUGGAUAGAAAAUCGUUCGUCGUUGGUAUGUGGCUCGUUGACCAAUGUCUAUAUGGUAGAAAAUUACCAAAGGAAAUUGAUCAAAAAGUUUGGAGUAGUGUGGACAAAUACGCGGUUAGCACAAUUAACUCUACUAAUUUGAGGAACCUGGACAGGACUAAGAAAAAGCAAAUGAGGAAAGAGAUAAAAAAUAUCAAAAGGGAUAUUAAAAAUGUACAUUUAUGA
Molecule: messenger RNA, 2802 nt
Organism: Zygosaccharomyces rouxii
Lineage: Eukaryota; Fungi; Ascomycota; Saccharomycetes; Saccharomycetales; Saccharomycetaceae
Exons: 1
Coding region: 1-2802 (933 amino acids)
Molecular function (GO): protein binding
Source: RefSeq, a predicted model, not a curated record